AUGGAUUCAAGAGUUGUUCAAAGUAAAGUGGUUGAGAACAAGGAUGAACAAAACCUUGAUCCACAACAAGUGGUGACACAUGAUGCAGAAGAGCACAAUUCUAUUGAGCCUGAGAAGAAAUCUGUUAUGAGUAGAGUGAAGGCAAGGGCUAGGAAAAUUAAGAACAGUAUUACGGGGCAUGGUCAGCAAACACCUGAUCAAACUAGUGGACAUAACACUGAAAUUCAGCAUACUCCUGAGGAUGAUGAAGAUGAAGAUGAUGAUGAUGAUGAUGGUGACUUGGAUGAGGGUCAAGAAAAUGUUCAAGAGCCACUACGCUAUGCGCCAAAUUAUGGUAGUAGAGAUGUUAAAAGUGCUACUACACCUACAACUGAAUAUGAGAAAGUUGAAAAUUUAAGAAAUUUGGUAUUUAAUUUGGAAGGUUCAAAAGUUGUAGGAGAAGAACCUCAUCAUGAUCCACUAAAUAAAGGUGUUUCUUCAAAAACUGAAACCAAUCAAAGCAUAGACACUGACAAGGCCAAACCAUUUGAUCUAGAAGAGAAACCAGACCAAUUCAAGGCCGAUUUCGAGAGGCCGAGAGUUUCGAAGGAAGAUUCUCAAGAACAAAGAAGUAGAACUGAGGCAUAUGAUCUUCCCAGUUAUCAAACCAGAGACACUGAUCCAAAUCUUGAAGUUUAUGACCGUGAAAGUGUUAAAAGUGCUACACCUAAAUUUGGAUCUGAGCAAGAUGAAACUUUAGGAAAUUCAGGAACUGAUUUUGAAGGUGGAAGAGUUAAGGGAGAAGAACCUCGUCGCGAUUCACUGGCUGAAGGUGUUUCUUCAAGAACCACUGAAACCAAUCAAAACAUAGCCAAACCAUUUUCUGAGGAAGAUAAGCCAGAUCAGUUCAAGGCCAAUUUGGCGAAGCUUGGAUUUUCGAAAGAAGAUUUUGAAGAUCAAGUAAAUAGAACUGAGGCAUAUACUCCUCCCAAGCAUCAAACUAAUGACAAUUAUCCAAGUGAAGAUGUUAAAAAUGCUACACCUCCACCUGAAUACAAGCAAGACGAAAAUUUCGGAAAUUCAGGAACUGGUUUUGAAGGUGCAAAAGUUAAGGGAGAAGAACCUCUUCGCAAUUCACUAUUUGAAGGUGCAAAAGUUAAGGGAGAAGAACCUCUUCGCGAUUCACUAUUUGAAGGUGUUCCUUCAACAACCACUGAAACCAAUCAAAACAUAGCCAAACCAUUUGCUGAGGAAGAAAAGCCAGAGCAAUUCAAGGCUGAUUUGGAGAGGCCGGGAUUUUCGGAAGAUUUUGAAGAACAAGGAAGUAGAAUUGAGGCAUAUACUCUUCCAAAGUAUCAAACCAGUGACACUUAUCCAAAUGAAGAAGGUAAAUUAAAAGACAUUAAACCACUUGAGGAAUCUCUUGAGAGAUUGAAUGUGCAUGAUGAUGAGCCGAAAAUCCAGCCACAUGCUGCUGACACUGAAUACCCUCCUUCUGCUGGAAGCCAUGAUCAGUUUGUGCCACACUUCUCUGAUGCAACAGAAACCAAGAGUGAAUAUCCUCGGGAAACGGUAUCGACCGAUAUCAAUAGAGACCAGGAAUUUUCGGAGUCGACCGAUACCAAUAGAGACCAGGAAUUUUCGGAGAAAGAUUCUCAAGAUCAAGGAAGUAGAACUGAGGCAUAUACUAUUCCCGGUUACCAAACCCGAGACACUGAUCCAAGUGGUGCUAGAAGUGAUGAAAUAGAAGACUUUACACCAAUUGAGGAAUCUCUAGAGAAGUUGAAUGUGCAUGAUGAUGAGUCAAAACCUAUCACAGAACAAAAAAUCAAGCCAUCUGUUGCUGACACCGAAUAUCCUGCUUCUGCUGGAAGCCAUGAUAUUCGUCAGCCUGUGCCGCACUUCUUUGAUGCAUCAAAAAGUCAUAAUGAAUUUUCUCAAGAAACAGUAUCAAAAAAUAGCAACAAAAACCAUGAAAUCCCCUCAGAAACUGAAGGAACUUUUAACACUGUCCCCAACACUGCUGAAAAUCAACCAGGUUAUGAAGAUUCAGUGGAGACACAACCAAAGCACAAGAAAAGUUACGCGGAUGAAAAUGAAUUCUCUUCUGCAACAACAGCUGAUAAAACUCUCCCUCGUGAAAAUGAUGAAGUUUAUAACCUCGGUAAUGAUGGAACUAGCACUGGUGCUGGUAGUAAUACCAAUGAUGGGACUGAAACAAAAGGUGGGGACAAGGGGGCUGCUGUGAGGGACUAUUUCAAUGAGAAGUCAAGGCCUGGUGAAGAAGAUAAGGCGCUCGCUGAGGUGAUUUCAGAAGCUUUACAUAAAGGGAAAGACGAGCCGUUGAAAAGUGAGGAUGCAAAGCUUGAUAGUGAAGUUGAGAAGCCAGAGAAAGUGUAUGAAGAAAGCAAUGUGGCUAGUCCAGGAAAAGGUAUGGUUGACAGGGUUAAGGGUGUUGUUGGAUCUUGGUUCGCCAAAUCUGAAGAGAGUCCAUCACCACAUGAUGCAGGAAUCGGUACUGAAGACAUAUCAAAGAAUAAAGAUUCUGUUCCAGAAGUGAAACAUGAUGGCAAAGUUGUGGAUGAAGGAAGGAUUCAGGAGUAA
This is a messenger RNA of Lathyrus sativus (Indian pea), 2583 nucleotides long. The record is from the annotation of a GenBank genome assembly. Lineage: Eukaryota; Viridiplantae; Streptophyta; Magnoliopsida; Fabales; Fabaceae.